Brenthis ino (lesser marbled fritillary) is the source of this 2967-nucleotide messenger RNA. The record is from the annotation of a GenBank genome assembly. Lineage: Eukaryota; Metazoa; Arthropoda; Insecta; Lepidoptera; Nymphalidae.
AUGGCAGAUCAGUUCAAAGUGCGGCCAGUAUUGGAUCAAGAUACAAAAACUGGAGAAGAAAAUCUUAAUAAGGCUCCUUGUUGUCACCCGCAAAAAUUGGCGAUAAAUAGUACUUGUCUACUUCCACCAAUUGCUUCAGAGAGUGGCCUCAAUACAUCAGGAGAUGCAGCUAACUCAUCUAAAUCUCCUAUACAAGAACCAAAGCAACGAAGUUAUCAUAAAGGAUGUAUAUCAAAAGAUUAUAGGAGCUGUUUAAAACUUGGAAUUGAGAGAAAGCCUCUGAAGACAGCAAAACGGGCUCCCAAGGACAUUGAAGAUUUAAGCGAUUAUCUUGACCGUAAUCCAGAUUUUUUAGAAGCCUAUAUCAUCGAUAGUGUUACUAUAAAUCAGCUUGAACGAUGGUUAAUUAAGAAAAUGACUCACGACCCUGAAAGAGGGCCAUAUUUAGGCAAACAUCAAUCGGUCGCGCAUAGCUUUCAUGAUCCAAGAAUAAAGAAGAAAAUAUUUAUGGACCUUAUAAGCAAAUUAAAAGAUGAAACUAAUGAAUACUCAAUUUCACUGGAACUUGCGCGUGUAAUAAGUGUGUCUAUAGGCGUAGACGCAUACAGAGUGUACAAAUUAUUUCCAGAUCAUCCUAACUUUGUGCAAUACUUUGUAAUGGAUUCAUGCUCUGAUCUUUUUACUCCUCGGUUGGCUAGAGCAGAGCCUGAUAAAAUUGGAUAUGUACUAGAUGUAGCUAAAAAUGGCUCAUGUUUACGACUAUCAAAGCAUAGUAGCUCAGCAUUUCCGAAAAUACCUAGUGCUUUACUCCGAGCAUUCGGCAUAAAGAACACGAAAGAAGCUAAUCAUUUGAUGUAUCUACCUAUUUUGACUGCCAAUGGGAAGGCAGCAUAUGUUAUGGAAAUGUGGCGUCUCCAUGAGAUGUUUGGAGACAAAGAUGAGGAAAUCAGUUCAAAUUUUGUUGUCUGGGGAAGUUUGAUUCUACAUUACUUUAAUUUAUAUUUAGACAAAAAGAGAGAACGUAAUAUGUCAGAUUUCUUACUGGAUGUAGUUAAGGCAAUAUUUGAAGAAAUGGUAUCACUCGAUCAGCUUAUCAAAAGGAUAUUGGAAUUUGCUCAACGACUGGUAAAUGCGGACAGAGCUUCGCUGUUUCUAGUUGAUUAUAGAAAUUUCGAACUUGUUUCUACUGUAUUUGACUUGAAGUUUGAGCCUGGACAGGGAAGAGAUAUGGAAAAAAAGGAAAUAAGAAUGCCUAUAAAUCGUGGUAUUGCUGGUCAUGUUGCAUUAUCUGGGGAAACCAUGAAUAUUCCAGAUGCAUAUUCUGAUUACAGAUUUAACAGAGAGGUUGAUGAGGCUACCGGAUAUAAAACUAUAAGCAUUUUAUGUAUGCCUGUAAAAGUUCAAGGAAAAGUAAUUGGGGUCGUGCAGAUGGUGAAUAAACGAAAUAACGAUAAUUUUGAUCAUGAAGACGAAGUAUCAUUUGAAAUAUUUUCGACUUUCUUCGGGCUCGCUCUUCACCAUGCUAGACUUUAUGAUAAAAUUAUGAGAAAAGAGCAAAAAUAUAGAGUUGCUUUAGAAGUCUUGAGCUAUCACAAUACCUGCAGGGAACAUGAAGUUCAAGAAAUACUAAGAGAUAAUAAUCAAAUUAAAGUUAAUAUUAAUGACUUUUAUUUAGAUCCAUACCAAUUAGACGAUUUUCAGAAAUGUAAAGCUGUUAUAACAAUGUUUGAUGAUCUUUUCGAGCUUUCCAAGUUUGACUACGUAACUGUAACUAGGUUUAUAUUGACAGUAAAGAAAAAUUACAGGACAGUGCCGUAUCAUAAUUUUGACCAUGGAUGGUCUGUUGCUCAUGCAAUGUAUGUGAUUUUAAAAAGCGAUAGCCGAAGACGUUUUGAUUAUAAAAUGCGAUUAGCAUUGUUUGUUGCCUGUCUUUGCCACGACUUAGACCAUAGAGGCUACACAAACAAAUACAUGAACGAAACAGCUUCACCAUUAGCGGCUAUGUAUACAACCUCACCAUUAGAGCAUCAUCAUUUUAAUAUUACUGUUACUAUUUUGCAACAGGAUGGACAUAAUAUAUUCUCUCAUUUGUCUGGCGACGAAUUUAAAGAUAUUCUGCGGUACAUCAGACAUUGCAUAUUAGCAACAGACUUGGCUGCAUUUUUUCCUAAUUUAGCGAAAUUGAAAGAUAUUCAUGAAGGAAAUUCUCACCUCACAAAGUUCAAUUGGGCAAUCCCUGGACACAGAGAUCUAGCUAUGGCUAUUUCAAUGACAGCUGCUGAUUUAUCAGCAUCAGCUAAACCUUGGGAAAUACAAAUUAAAACUGUGAAAGUUAUUUUUGAAGAAUUUUAUGAUCAAGGAGAUAAGGAAAGAGCUGCAGGUAAGACACCUAUACCAAUGAUGGACAGACAUAAACCAGAAGAGCAACCAGCUAGUCAAGUGGGAUUUUUAAGUCAGAUCUGUAUACCUUGCUACAGUAUGCUUUAUAAAAUUCUUCCGAAAACAAAACCUAUGUAUGUUAUGUCUUUGAAGAAUCUUAAUAAUUGGAAAUCAAAAGCUUGUCCUACGAUUACUGAAAGCGAUGCAUCUUCGAAUGAAAACACAUCUGAUAUUGCAUCUGAAUUGGAAUCGGAAGAAGAUAAUUUACAAGUAUUAGUAGAAUAUUCUGACUCGUCGGAUAAAGCAAAUUUUGAAAAUCCUGUCACUGACAUUGAAAAUAUUCUAGAAGAGGUACACGAUAAAGAAGACGAGAAACAUAUUGAAGAAAUAAGUGGUGAAAUCGCUGCUAAAUGGAAGUGUAUUAAAUCUGAUUCAGUUUCUUGGGAAGAAGAUAAUAUUUUAACAGAUAAAGAAAUUUCAAAAGAUAGCAUUUGGAAAGAUACAGAUGGAAAUUUCGUUGAUGAAGAAGGCGUUGUUACUAGACCAAAAAAGUCUGUGAAGAUAAUUAUGGUGAAUUCGGUUGAGGAG